Molecule: messenger RNA, 2091 nt
Organism: Diuraphis noxia (Russian wheat aphid)
Lineage: Eukaryota; Metazoa; Arthropoda; Insecta; Hemiptera; Aphididae
Biological process (GO): regulation of transcription by RNA polymerase II; animal organ morphogenesis
Cellular component (GO): nucleus
Molecular function (GO): DNA-binding transcription factor activity, RNA polymerase II-specific; RNA polymerase II cis-regulatory region sequence-specific DNA binding
Source: RefSeq, a predicted model, not a curated record
GUUGCAUUGGUAAUGCGUGAAUUGUAUACGACGGGUGUAAACAAUAAACGGUCCGUAUACACAUUCACGGUACUCGUUCGUGUAAAUAUUAACUGUGUAUAUUAUACACGCGUGCCUUAAUCACAUAUAAUAAUAAUUAGUUACGGUUUUAUGUGUUUUUAUAAUUUUUAGUUUUUUAAUUAAUAGAAAAAUUUAAGGAUUUUUUGAGGAAAAAAAAUUCUAUUUCAUAUUCUUAGUAACUUUUAUGAUUAUUGCCGUGUACGUAUUAUAAUAAACGACGAUCGCGCGAGCUCGAGCGCCAUCAACAUAACGGUAUGGAUAUGUUGAUCGUUAAGACCGAAGACGAAAAUGACGAGAGAAAAUCUCUCAACAACAGCAAUAAUAAUAACAACAACCAUAACCACAACAAUAAUAACAAUUGUAAGAAGAACAACGGCGACGGAACAACAACGAAAACGGUGACUGCGACUGGUGGCGUCGGGACCGGUAGGUCUGAAAAACCACCCUACUCGUAUAUAGCCUUAAUAGUCAUGGCAAUCCAGAGUUCACCGGUGAAAAGACUUACCCUCAGCGAAAUAUACUCUUUCCUCCAGCACAGAUUCCCUUUCUUCAGAGGUUCCUAUCAGGGAUGGAAAAACUCAGUGCGACAUAAUCUGUCGUUAAACGAAUGUUUCAUCAAGCUACCGAAAGGGCUUGGACGUCCUGGCAAAGGUCACUACUGGACGGUGGAUCCAGCGUCGGAGUUAAUGUUUGAGGAGAGCUCGUUCAGGCGAAGACCUCGGGGAUUCCGUCGCAAGUGCCAACAGAAGACUGUUGGACCGAUCGGCGGAGUCGGUAAUGGUUAUCAAACGUCACAGUACCACCAGCACCUCCACCACCAUCACCAUCACCAAAACCURCAGUUGCAGCAACAGCAACAGCAUCACCAUCAUCCGUCCGUCCAACAGCAGCAACCGCAGUCGUUGCCACAGACACAGCCAUCGACGGUUCUGCCACCUCCACAGCCUCCACAGCAGCAGCAACAGCAAACAGUUGCCACUCAACCACAUGCGCAACAAUCGCAACCACAGUCACAGGCGGCUGCGUGUUACCUCCACGACCAGUACGAUUACAAGGAGGCCACGGCUGCGAUGGUCGCGGGAUACCAUCACCAGCARCAACAGCAACAGGACUACAGUAAUGGUGCGGGCGGUGGAGGAAUUGGCGUCAGCAGCAGUGGAGGGUACUGCAGCAGGAACGACCAGUUGGACCAUUUUGCGGCCAGUUUUUGGCAGAGCCAAAAGUCUGAUGGUUACGCAGGAGGCGCAGGUGGUUACCAAGAACAGUUUGAUUACGGUUGCCAGUAUAACUUGACACACGACAACGGUUAUAGCACGGUUGCGAGAAGAUCUGCGACUGCGGCCGGACAAACACAACAUAACGUCAUGGACAACCCUAUGAACGCCAGUAAUGGAUUAUCACAACAYAUAAGUCUCCACCAUUAUUAUGACUGCCCCAAGUUUUGCUGAACUAUCGUCUUUUAUAUAAGUAUAUUGUACAUGACACAUACAGGAUUUUCAUAUUUCGAAAAAGCGUUUAAUAACACUGCAGUAACACAAUAAAAAUCGUAGAAAUUUCAAAAAUAAUAUUCCAUUCAAAUCGAUUAUAAUUUUCUWUUGUAUGUAUGAAUAUAAAAUAAGAUAUAUGUUGUCUAAAUGUAUUUUUGAUAUUAUAUCACGAAAUGUAUAUAACGCGUGUAUAAACAUUAAAAUGGAUGGAUAGCCAAAUCGGUAUAUUGAAGCAUUACGUUAUCACGUGAUUCUUUUCAAUAUAUCUUUCAAUUUAAGUUUUAACGAAUAAUAGCUGAAUAUGUUAUCUUUAAUUCGAACAAUUAACUGGCUUCAGUGCAUGCAGCAGUGAGCUGUGAGUACAGUAUACAUAUUACAUGAGUAGUGAAAUAAUAUUUUACAUCCAUGUAUGAAAUAGUUUUUUUUUUUUUAACUUUUAAAGCAACAAACAUAUUGCUUGGCUUAUCAUAAAAAAAAACUUUUUGUUUUUAUGAAUUAAACGAUCCACAUUAAUGAAAUAAGCUACCAGCAGAUAUAAAAAAUU